Messenger RNA from Pogona vitticeps (central bearded dragon), 794 nucleotides. The record is from RefSeq and is a predicted model, not a curated record. Lineage: Eukaryota; Metazoa; Chordata; Lepidosauria; Squamata; Agamidae.
AUUGCAGGCCGCUCUGAGCCUCACUUCCGCUCCUUGGAAAGCGAAGGGAGAGGCGGCGGCGGCGGUAGCGGGUGGUCGCAAUGUUUCGCUUUUUGUUACAUACAGCCCGACAGCAUCUUCCAUCAGUGAUAGAACCCAUUGACCCUUUCCUAAAAGCAAAGGUUGGCUUUGUACUUGGUAAUGUAUUUGGGGUGUAUCUGGCUCAGAACUAUGAUGUUCCAAACAUUGCAAGAAAGUUUGAAGAAAUCAAGAAAGAUGUGGAAGCUAGGAAGAAGCCCCCAAAUGACAAAUGAUGUUGAUGAAGCCAUCUGUGUAAUAGGUGUAGAUGAUGUAGCUUUGCUUUUGGGACACAGGUACCAACCUGUAACAUCGUUUUUCUGGAUUCCCUCCAAGGCUAAUUGUGGAAGACCUUGACUGGAAGCAUCACCUCAUCCUUAGGACCUUCCAGUGCUUUCCGAAUAUUUGACCUUUGUUUUAACCUUACAUAAUAAGAAAACAGAUCCAGAGAGAGGAAUUGGACUUUUGUUCUCAGUGUAUUUACACAGUACUUACUUUAUAUUCAGUAUUAAUGUGUCAUGGGUGUAGAAUAAUGAAAUUCAUUUUGUUAUUCAAACCCAACAAACUAAUAGCCUGGCUGUAACAGCGGUUCAUGGAAGAAAUCAGAAGGGAACCGCAAACUAGUACCCAAAGAUUCUCCCCCUUCCCAAAUGUAUUUGGGAGCACAACUAUACAACCCUUUUGUACAACCUCUUUAUAAUGUACUAAAUUACUGAUUAAAACCAAUGAAUACCCUG